Zeugodacus cucurbitae (melon fly) is the source of this 2457-nucleotide messenger RNA. RefSeq names its product cytochrome P450 4d1. NCBI's taxonomy places the organism in Eukaryota, Metazoa, Arthropoda, Insecta, Diptera, Tephritidae. Gene Ontology annotation, molecular function: monooxygenase activity; heme binding; oxidoreductase activity, acting on paired donors, with incorporation or reduction of molecular oxygen. The record is from RefSeq and is a predicted model, not a curated record.
UAUUUUUAUUUUGGUUUAUAGUACGCUUGAAGUAUUUGUUUGAAAAUCUAAUCAAUGACAAUAUACGAACUUGUAUUGCUUAUCUGCAUUCAUACCCCCCUCGAUUGUUUUUUAAGUAUUAAUGCCGAAAUAAUAAAGAUUAUCUUUUAAUCGUGUAUAUGUACUCGUAUAUAGAGUCAUAAUAUUCGUAUUGUUAUUAUUAAUCAGCGUUUGGACUUUGUCAUUCAAAGUCUCUAACAAGAAAGCCAAGAAAGCUUCCCAAAUUUCCAGUCCAUUCAGCGUUUCUUAUCGCAUAUGCACACAUGUAUAACUAAGUUUUGGUAAAUAUUUCCGAGGUUGGGAAUACACAGUAGAACGUAUAAGGUUUACGAUGGGUUGUUUUCAUAGAAGAACGUUCCAUCACGUUCGUAGUACGUGAGAUGUUCUCAUGCUUAAUCCAACAAAGUGAUACGAAUAUUAUGCCAUGAUCACGGAUUCGUACAGGCAGAGAAGUCCGAUGAAGCGGUCUCUGUUUUCUCGAACACCAUUCCUCGACAGUCUAAUCUUUUUGACGAUGGUAGACAGUUGCUAGCUGGUACUCGUAAUACCCUCAAAUACAGAUACAGUUUGAGUUUUGAUAUUUUAUCCGAGCUCGAUUACAUUAGAUUUCCCUGCUGGGUAUAUUCAAAAAUACCCGGCGAAGUGUAUUAUUGGAAAAAUUAAUGUAAAUCCGCUGAUAAUGUCGCAGUUUAGAGUUUAUUAGGCACUUUCGGUGGCUACUGUUAAACUGAAGCAACUGAUAAGAUUAAUCACAAAAAAACUUGACAAUAGAAUUCGCACCCGUUGGGAUCGCUGGAAUUACCGACCGAAGAAUUCAGUUUUUCAAAAAUGUUUCUUGCGCUUGGUUUGCUCGUGAUCGGGUCGGUUCUUACCGCCGCGGCGAUUAUAUACAAAUUGAAAUAUAAACAUUUAAUUGAUGUGACGCGCGAUAUACCCUCAGCGCCGACAUUGCCAAUUUUGGGACAUGCACAUUACUUCAUCAAUAAGCCAGCACAUGCGCAAAUUGAAAAACUGCGCGAAUUACUUGAAACCUAUGGUGGCACUAUGAAAAUAUGGCUUGGUCCCGAAUUGAAUAUUAUGAUGUCUGAUGUGAAAGAUGUGGAGGCAAUAUUGGGUUCGAUGACAUUCAUUGAGAAAGCGGGCGAGUAUAGAACGCUGGAACCAUGGCUAAAGGAGGGGCUGCUCGUGAGUCGUGGACGCAAAUGGCAUAAGAGGCGUAAGGCCAUAACACCGGCCUUCCAUUUCAAAAUCUUGGAUCAAUUUAUUGAAGUGUUCGAGCGACAAUCACGCACUUUGCUCGCGAAUUUAGAGCGCGAGCGCCGCUUGCAGGGCAGUAGUGGUUUCAAUUUAUACGACUGGAUAAAUCUCUGCACCCUGGAUACGAUUUGUGAAACUGCCAUGGGCGUAUCUGUGCAUGCGCAAACGAAUGCCGAUUCCGAAUACGUACAAGCCGUGAAAACCAUCUCCACUGUAACGCACAAACGCAUGUUCGACAUUAUCUAUCGCCUCGAUUUCACUUAUCGGUUCACCAAGCUAGCACGCGAAGAGAAGCUUGCUUUGGCUGUGCUACACGGUUUUACCGAGCGCGUUAUCUUGCAGCGCCGCGAAGAGCUGCUACGCGCUCAACAAAACACACAAAACGCUGCCGUCGACAAAAACCACACGAACGGUUACCCCGCGACCGACAAUGACGCCGAUGUGGGUGCCAAACGCAAACAAGCCUUUCUCGACAUACUCCUACAGUCGGAGAUCGACGGCAAGCCGCUGAGCAAUUUGGAUAUACGUGAAGAGGUGGACACAUUCAUGUUUGAGGGCCAUGACACCACUUCAUCGGCGAUCACUUUCUUCUUCUACAACAUUGCCACCUAUCCGGAGUGUCAGCAGAAGUGUUACGCGGAGAUUAUCGAUGUUUUCGGCACGGAUCCAAACAAACCGGUUACGCAUGAGGCGCUGAAUAACUUAUCAUAUGUGGAAUUGUGUAUUAAAGAGACGCUGCGCAUGUUUCCCUCGGUGCCACUCUUGGCGUAUAUACCGUUUUCCGCUGGUCCGCGUAACUGCAUCGGUCAACGUUUUGCCUUGUUGGAGGUAAAGAGUGUCGUCACAAAUGUGUUGCGUCAUUAUGAAAUCGAGUUUGUGGGCGAUAGCACUGAAGGACCGAUACUUAUAGCUGAGCUGAUACUGCGUACCAAAGAUCCUUUGAUGUUCCGUUUGAAACCGAGGGUGUACUAAGGAAAAUACUCGUAAAAUUGGCUGAACGUUUCCAGUGCAUCGCAGGGAAAGUAUUAAUUGAUUGACCUAAUAUAACUAAUAUCAGAAACUUGUUAAUAAUGUUUUACUAUUUAAAAAUACUUUACUUUUAAAAAUUCUUUUUGUACGUAUCCUCUCUGCUUUAAAUAUAUGUAGAGCUCAAAAGUUCGA